AUGAUAGUUGCUGCAGUUCCAAUGGGUCUCCUGUACGCAGCUUUGUUCGCUUGCAUCGCCACUACUUGUGCCUGGCAGGCACAAAUGACCAUAAAAAACCCUGAAAACAACCCGUUGCUUAACGAUCCUGCCCUUGGACCUCUCCAAAGCGCCUGGAAGGCCAUUAAUAAAAAACAGGAUGAUCCAUUUGUCCUAAUGUUUCGCUCAAAAAACCACGAACCCAGUAUUACUUGUGUCCGAGUUACAGCAUCUCUCCACGAUGAGUCAUCCAAAAUUGCAAAUUUUACGAGAACGUAUUAUAACAAGACUUCUCAAAAUAACGAGACUUUAAAGUACCAAGUAAGAGCUCUGAAUCAAACCGGCUACAAACUGGAAAAUGUCAUACGUGCAGAUUGGACUGGCACUCCAAGUGAUGAACCAACCCCUCUGGGAAGCAACAUGUACAUCGAGUAUGGUGAUUACUCCUGCAAUUCCUCAAACAAACCCCUAUCGGAUAUGGUGAGGGCCGCACGAGAGGCUGUGGGAGGUGAUUCUACAAGAAAGGAAUCAGUGGAAGGAGUUAAUUACCUUGACUUCUAUGUGGUCUACAACCAGCCGUCAUGCAAUAUUCUCAGGUCUCCUUUUCUCAAAGGAGGAUGCGACUUUUGGCUAAAGGAAUCAGAGUUGCCAAAGGUGCUGGAACGUGCCAAUAUUAUCGCGAAAGAGCAAGCUACAGCAGUGGAGACCAGGGAAGCUGGUGCUGAUGAACAAGCUUCAACAGCAAAAGAGGAAAAGAUGAACCCCGCAGAAGCCCUAUUCAGAAGUCUUCCCACCACUUGCCGCUAUGCCUUCAUAUCAGUAUGUGGAUAUCCAAAGGAUCUGAUGUACGACAAGAGCAUAUGCAACAAUAACAAAACGACAACAAACCACUCUAAUUGA
Ixodes scapularis (black-legged tick) is the source of this 918-nucleotide messenger RNA. RefSeq lists its product as uncharacterized. The coding region runs from base 1 to 918 and encodes 305 amino acids. Lineage: Eukaryota; Metazoa; Arthropoda; Arachnida; Ixodida; Ixodidae. Gene Ontology annotation, biological process: symbiont-mediated perturbation of host defenses. The transcript is spliced from 7 exons. Gene Ontology annotation, molecular function: amine binding. The record is from RefSeq and is a predicted model, not a curated record.